UCUUUAUUCGACCAGUACACAGCGAACAGGGAAGUUAUCGCUUUAUAAUCAAUUAACGAAAUGCGUUACUCUGUAGUCUUGCUAUUAGCCUUAGCAGGAGGGUACUGUUAUUGCCAAGAGGAAACUACCACAGUGGAAUCUCCACAAGGAAAGUUUAAAGGAUACAUACGUUCAUUUGAAUCAUUCGGCAAUAAAUAUCGCGUAAGGAGGUUUCUCGGGAUACCUUAUGCAGAACCACCCACAGGAAGUCGUCGGUUUAAAAGACCCGUGAAGAAGGCAGCUCACACAGGAAUACUUGAUGCAACUGCAAGAGGAGCAGCAUGUCACCAAUUAGAAAUUCAUAUGGGCGGGGAAAGAAACGAUAAACUGCACGUAAAAUUUUCAGAAGAUUGUUUAUUUUUGAAUAUAUUCACACCGGAUGUUCCAGUAUCCGCACACAAGCUGCCAGUCAUGAUAUUCAUUCAUGGGGGUGGUUUUAACGUUGGGUUCUCGGACUACAGUGUCGGUGAUAUAUUAAGCGUGUAUGGCGAUGUUGUAGUGGUUACAUUAAAUUACCGACUGAACAUCUGGGGAUUUCUAAGCACCGGAGAUAAACAUUUACCCGGCAAUUAUGGACUUUGGGAUCAGCAAAUGGCGAUUAUGUGGGUACAUGACAAUAUAGCGUCUUUUGGUGGCGAUCCAGAACUUGUUACACUUUUCGGACACUCUGCAGGGGCAGCAAGUGUAAUUUAUCAAAGUAUGUUUCCAGGCAAUAAAGGAUUAUUCAAACGAAUUAUAGCUCUGAGUGGAAGUAUAACUUGUCCCUGGGCUUAUAAUGAAAAUCCUUUAAUUUCAGCAAGAAAAUAUGGCGCCUUACUAGGCUGUACACAGGAUGAUACAGGAAGUCUCUCUAAAUGCAUCGCAUCAAAAUCUACUGCAGAACUUCAUAAUGCAUUGAAUAAUAAUAAUGGUUUUAAUACAUUUCCUCAAGAUUUUAUAUCAGUGAUUGACAAUGAAUUCGUGCCGCUUCCGCCGAAGGAGAUAUUUCAUGGAACAUCUGUAGUCGCCGAGGAAAGGCGUCAGCUAUUUGCAGAUAUAGAGUUUAUGACUGGUGUUGUGUCAGAGGAAGGGUUGUUAAUGAUAAAUCCAUGGGCUGGUUUAACAAACGAUACUGAAAAUUUUAGACUGGAUAGAGCUGAGCUCGAAGCUAAAUAUGUGCCAGAUAUUGCCCGAAUUAUGUUUGGCACCAAAUACUCUGACGCGGUUAAGAACUUACUAGUUGCGGAAUACACGGACUGGAGCAAACCUGACGAUGAAAAAAGUUCAAUGUCAUCUUUCUUGAAAAUAAGUGCUGAUUACACUUUCAAUAUUCAAUCCGUUGAAACACUAAGACUUCAUACCCAAAAUAGCAAAACAAGGACAUAUGCAUAUAUUAUAGACGCGUUCCCGUCCCAACACAUUCUUUGGACACCAACUUGGGCUACUAAACCAAAUCAUGGCGACGAGCUUACGUUCAUAUUUGGACACGAUUCAGAAAACGGCUUAACUAGCUGGACGGAGCCGUUUGGGGAAGGUCCGCCGGCUGAUUGGGAAUAUAGACUUUCCAAAGCAAUAAUGACCAUGUGGACAAAUUUUGCCAAAUCUGGAGAUCCAAAUACUCCCACGCCGCUGAAACCAUUGAUAGGUACUGAUUGGCCAGUCUAUGUGAAGGAUACCGAGGAGUACUUGAACAUGUCCAGUAACGAUAUGUACUCUACUGGUCAGCGCCUUUUCGCUCGGAGCUACAACUUUUGGAUGGAAGCCCUGCCUAGGGUCAUUUCCGAUAUAAGUCAGGCGGCUACCAUUCAAUCAACACAUGGACUAUUUUGUGAUAAGGAAGAUUCUUGUGCACCAUGAAGGUGAUGUAUCUUCAAAACAGUAGUGAACACGUUUUCGUGAAAUGUGAUUAGUGCAUGUAGUAAGUCUAAAUUUUGAAAAUGCUAUGCAAUGUAAAUGCGUUAAAAUAAUUUGACAUGUCAACAUUAAUGAAAAGUUAAAGGUUUAGUAUGAAGGAGAAAAUGUGUACUAGCACUUCAUUUAUUUGAUGUGGUUUUGUAGCAUAAGAGCUCGAAAAAUCCUAUGCCGCCAGAACUUCAAAUGGCUGACACUUUAUAAAUUAGCUAACUAUGUUAAAACCUUCAGUGAUCGUAAUCAAAUCAGUCCGUAUGCUCCUACAACCAGUGAAAAGAAAAUUUUUGCACACAAUAUUCAACAAAUAAUAGUGAAAAUAAAAUCAAAUAAUGAA
Messenger RNA from Mercenaria mercenaria, 2263 nucleotides. Its product is annotated as pyrethroid hydrolase Ces2e-like. Gene Ontology annotation, cellular component: cell surface; synapse. Lineage: Eukaryota; Metazoa; Mollusca; Bivalvia; Venerida; Veneridae. Gene Ontology annotation, molecular function: signaling receptor activity; neurexin family protein binding. The record is from RefSeq and is a predicted model, not a curated record. The transcript has 2 exons. Gene Ontology annotation, biological process: synaptic vesicle endocytosis; presynaptic membrane assembly; neuron cell-cell adhesion. Bases 61 to 1875 code for a protein of 604 amino acids.